This is a messenger RNA of Colossoma macropomum (tambaqui), 4637 nucleotides long. RefSeq lists its product as uncharacterized. The transcript is spliced from 9 exons. NCBI's taxonomy places the organism in Eukaryota, Metazoa, Chordata, Actinopteri, Characiformes, Serrasalmidae. The coding region runs from base 500 to 2329 and encodes 609 amino acids. The record is from RefSeq and is a predicted model, not a curated record.
CACUGCAGAACUGUUCGCACCUUUGUGCUCUUGUGCGUGCGAAUAGACUCUGUUCUUACCUAACAAACACCAAAUAAGAAAACAUUGGUGAAUGUCAGAAACUUCGUGAAAACUGCGUGAGUUUUAAGAAAUUCCUUCUUAAGAUUGCUCAGUAAAUGAGGUUCAGUGUGAUCUGUCGGCUGCCUAAAAGCACUAAAACAAUAAAGAUAGAGGUUAAAUCCUAAAACCAACAGGCCAAAAAGAGACGUGAUACAGGUAGAAAUAAAAGAGCAGUUCCUGUACUGCAGGACAUUCUGGAGAAUGCAGCUCGUCCCAGCAUGGGCCGUUUUUCCCGUCUCUUUGGAGCUCAUUUCUGGGAAGCCGUGCAAAAUAUGUGGCUUGUUGGAAAAGGGGUGGAGAACAGCGGCAGCUUCGUUCUGGGGGUAAUGAAGACCUAGUGGCGGUGAUAGCACCUCAUAUUCGAGCAGCGCAAGACACUCAGCUGUGAAACUCCAAAACAAUGUGGGGCCUUUGGAUUCUGCUCUGUGCUGCUGUUUUGACAGAGUCCUGUGCCGGAGAGACUUUGCAGCAUGGCCGUCAGUUGAGUAUUAGGCUGCAAGACUGGAUAAAGAAAUUGGAGUUCACAUCACUGGAUAAAUCCCUCAAUUACACCAUCUGGUCCGACAGUGUCACACCCCAUCGGGGAAAAGUGGUAGGAGGGAGGGGCAAUAACAGACGCUUCGUAAUUGACUCUGUCAAUUUUGAUGAUCAGGGAACCUACACUCUGUGGAACUUCAGGAACCAAGUGUCUUCUGUCACCAGAUUAAUAGUUAUCUCCUCCACCAACAUCAAGUACUGUGUGGCUGAUGCAACUCUCAGCAUUUCACUGGAUGGUCUGAAGAAAGAUGAAGCCAGUCUGAGUUUCUCCAACCAAAAAAAGAUCCUCACAUUGGUGAAGCAAGGCUCACCUGUGUGGAAUCUUGGUUACUAUAAACGGAUCAAAGUGACCAACAGCAGUAUCCAGAUGGUCAGUGUCAGUGAGUCCGAUGUGGGCCAAUACACGGUCUUUGAUCUUCGAGGUCGUCAGACAAAGGUCAUCACUUUAAAAAUCACUGAUGCCCCUGUCAAGGUUGAUGAUGUGCAAUUGCAGUAUGGGCAGAAGUUGAGCAUCAAGCUGCCAGUUCAGACAAAGAUGUUGAUGUUCACCUCUAAAUCCCAGAAUUACACUAUUUGGUCCAGCAGUGUCACGCCCAAUAGGGGAAAUGUGGCAGGACGGGGUGAUGAUAGACACUUCAUAAUUAACUAUGUUAAUUUUGAGGAUGAGGCAGCCUACACCCAGUGGAACUCCAGGAACAAAGUGACUGCUGUCACCAAUGUAAAGAUUGUUUGCUCAACUGACACCCAGAAUUGUGUGGCUGGUGCGACUCUCAGCAUUUCACUGGAUGGUCUUGAGAAAGAUAAAGCCAGUCUGAGGUUCUCGAACAUAGAUAAGAACCUCACACUGGUGCAGCGAGGCACGCCUGUGUGGGACCUUCUUGAAAGAGAACGGAUCAAAGUGACCAGCAGCAGCAUCAGCGUGCUCAGAGUCAAUGACUCAGAUGUGGGCCAAUACACGCUCUUUGAUCUUCAAGGUCGUCAGACCAAGGUCAUCACGUUAAAAAUCAAUGAUACCAGUAACUUGACUGAUCGUGUGGAACUACAGUAUGGGGAUACUUUGAGCAUCAAGCUUCCAGUUGAGGCAGAGACGUUGACGUUCACAUCUAAAUCCCAGAAUGGCAUUAUUUGGCCAAGCAGUGCCUGGCACAAUAGGGGAACUGUGAAAGGACUGGAUGAUAAAAGGAGCUUUAUAAUUAACACUGUUAAUUUUGAUGAUCAAGGAACCUACAUCCAAAGGAACCACUGGAAUGCAAGGACUUAUGCCACUGAAGUAAAGGUUCUUUCCAGAAGAUACACCCAGGACUGUGUGGCUGGUAAGACUCUCAGCAUUUCAUUGAAUGGUCUUGAGAAGGAUCAAGCCAGUCUGCGUUUCUCCAAUAAAGAGGUGGACCACAUGCUGGUGCAGAGAGGCUCACCAGUGGGGAAUCUUCCUGGCUAUUAUGAACGGAUCAGUGUGACCAACAGCAGUAUCCAGGUGCUCAACUUCAAUGUGUCAGAUGUGGGUCAAUACACUCUCCUUGAUAGUCAAGGUCGUGAAGCGAAAGUCAUUACUGCAAACCUCGCUGAGCCGCACAGUUGGAAGAAUCUAUUCAUUAUUGUGGGUGUUAUACUGCUGGCUGGUAUUUGCUGUUAUGUAGGAAAAACAGCAUGGAAAAGGCAGCAAGCACUCUCGCAUGUCUACAGUCAACUCUGAGAACUUACUUCCCCAGCCUGGACCCUCACCCAUUUACAACAAGCCUAUUGCUGCUGCAGGCCCCAGCCCAGUAAGACCCCAGCACCCAAUAUAUGCAGAACGAUGCAUGAACUGGCAACUUGGCCUUGUGAAAUGUACAAAUUAUUGAGCAGUGUAAUUUUUUGUUGCUUAGAACUGUCUGUUUGCAAAAUACAGAGAAAGCCCUGCUUUCAGCUCAGGCUACCUGGUAGCUUCUGUAUCACCUGUGCUAACAGCCUAAAAUGCUCAGAUGUACAAAGGGGAAUUUAGAAGCACAGAGGAGACACCUGAAACACUUACCAUUAAAAUUAAACAGGCUUCAAAAGAUGUUGAACACAGACAUACAUAUUUGGGAACUGACAGAAUAUAGAACUUGAUUUCAGUUUACAAUUUUAGGCCAAUUUAAAGGAAACAAAAAAUUUGGUUGUAGGAUCUUUGAACUAAUUGAAUAAAAAAAAGUCACAUGUUAAAGCAGUAGCUUUUAAUAUCUAAUAAGGAAGAGGUUUUAGUUUCAUAAAGUUCAGCAAACUUUAUUGGAACAAUAUGAAGACUCGCAUCUGUAAGAAUGUGUUAAUAUAUUUAUGCACAAUGUUUUAACCACAAAUAUGAGCACUGAACAGUCCAGAUUAAUUGGACGGAUUUAUCAAGCUAACCGUGAGUAGCUUAGUUAAGAAAAGAUCACUAGUUAUAUAACUGAUCUUUUCUGAUUGUUUAUCUUUAGACAUCAUUGACCCUUUUUUUUGCAAAUACAGGAACCCACAUAAAGUUUAGCUUAACUUUGAGCCACUAUAAAUCUGCCAUGAGUGGGUUCUUCCACAUAGUUUAAACUUAAAAAACUUCUCUACAGCUUCAUGAAUGAAAUAACAACACCACCCUCCAAAUGAUCAGGAUAACAUGUGUCAGGCAUUAUACGUUCCUCAUUAACACCAUUCCACCAUUUCUUUGCCUAAUAAUUCAGGCUAAUCUGUUGCCUCCUUCGUUCUCAGUGCAGGUUUAUUUUAAGUAGUUCUGUCAAAGUGUUUUUUUCACUGGACAGAGGAUCCAAAUUUGGAGACAACUGUGGUUGGCUGACAGGCGUGUCAAUCAUAAUUUUACCUUGUUCCUACUGUGUAAAUGCUUUUCCUUGGUUAAUUGACAUAAGAUAUGAAGUGCUCAACAAAGUUUCUGUGUUGCCAGCAUUACUUAAGGCAAAAAAUGAAAUUCACACAUUUUUUUUUCAUAUGCUUAUCAAGUGUAGUUGAUAAGACAUGUUUGAACAGUAGGUGAUGUGUAACUGGGGGUUCCUGUUUUCUCAGAUUUAAUGGAAGUCUGGGAUUUAUUUCAUUCCACAAACAAAUGAAGAGUUUACAUGAACUGAACCAGGAUUACUUGCCUGAACAUGAGCCCACUGUCAUGAUUAAGACAGUUGCAAACAUUUAACCGUUUGUUGAGGAUCCUGCGUAUUAGCUCACAAAUUAUUUACAGAAAAGAAGGACAGAACCUGAUUAGAUAUUCAGCAUUUUUUUCAGUAGAUUGUUUGGUGUUCUCCUUCCUGGGGAUAGAGGGUAUCCCUAUCUGCUGCCUCUGCCUGACCCUGGACCAGAGUUACACUACAUUUUGGGCACUGCAGGACAGGGGUCAAACUAGAGCUAGGGCCAUAAUGACCAUGGGCAUCCUGAAAGCCUUGUUCCAGUGCCAGCACUGGCUCAUGCCAGGGUCACCACUGAGAAAGCAUCAUACAGUCUUUCCUGCUCUACCACCCUUGAUUGAAGCAACAUUGAGGCUUAUUAUUAUUGCCAGUGUACAUUCGUAAUACAGUAUUGUGAUAGAUUCAAUAACCCAUUGUUCUAGGAAUAAUCAGUCCAUGUAAUUGUUGUGAGCUCCCGAAAGUGUUUACAAGGUUUUUUAACAUUGUUUUCAUAAUCAGAGAGCAGUGAGAAGAGUCUGUUCUUUAAUGUUAGAUUUGCUGGCAAUUUUAAAGUAGUUUUGAACUAGUAAAUAUUCAACUCAGCAUUACUUUAUGCGGGGCCAAAUGUAGCUCAUUGGGCCAGUAAUCUAACGUUACACAUCACCCAACUAUAUAUAUGUAAAUAUGUAGAUAUGUGAUACAUGUUUGUGAUAUUAUGUGCUCAGAGAAUCUGUAUGUUCAAGAGAAGCUGUUCCAUUAAUAGAAUUUUCAGCUAUCUCUGCAUUAUAUCUUUGAAAUACCACUAUGUUUCUUUUUUUCUAUUUUGUGUAGUAUACUCUGUACGCAAAAAGUGCUCUGUAAGAAAUGUUCCUGCAAGCCAAUGAAAUAAAAAUGUGAGAUGUC